Messenger RNA from Colletotrichum spaethianum, 3150 nucleotides. Its product is annotated as exocyst complex component SEC5. NCBI's taxonomy places the organism in Eukaryota, Fungi, Ascomycota, Sordariomycetes, Glomerellales, Glomerellaceae. The record is from RefSeq and is a predicted model, not a curated record. The coding region runs from base 1 to 3150 and encodes 1049 amino acids. Gene Ontology annotation, biological process: Golgi to plasma membrane transport; exocytosis. The transcript is spliced from 3 exons. Gene Ontology annotation, cellular component: exocyst.
AUGGCUUCCGACUACGAGCGAACGAUCCUGGACUUCUACCAGCUCCCCACACCAUACCCCAAUGAGUGGCCCGACGAGAAGAACCAGAGCGAUGCAUCCGAUGACGAGGACGCCAAAGACGAGAAGAAGGCCAAAAUGCAGCGCCGAAAGUCGCGGUACCAGGCACUAGAGAGAGCCGUCAGUGAUCGGCGGAGCAUGAUACCUGGAGCCCAGUCAGAAAAGGGAGGUGUCGGUAACAUCGUCCAGCGGGACGAACCCGACCCAUUGGGCACCACUGACAGCGUUGUCAGGACUCUCCGCCAGUUGGGAGUUCCUAUCCAAGAUGAUCCGCGCCUGCGCAACCGAUUCCUACUGUCCUCGACCACCUUCUCUCCCGCCCUGUUCCUGUCACAGAUGCAUGCAACUGCCGACACUCAAAGCUUGUUGGUUGGCUUGGACACCCUGUCUCAGUCGAUUGACCAAAAGUCUGCAUCACUCAAGGUCCUGGUGGAAACCAACUUCGAGCGCUUCGUCAAGGCCAAGGCCACCAUAGAUAAUGUCUACAAGGAGAUGAAGUAUCGCGGCGCCGAGCCACCCCCGCCACCGACAACAGGUCGCGCCCGUGCUCACUCCCGCCAUGCUAGUCGAAGCAGCUUCCGAGGCAGCAUCAGCAACUUGAACCUCGCUGCCUCCCUAGGAUCCCCAACAUCGGACGCGCGCAAAAAGAAUGCGCUGGUUAAGGAAAGCGAAUACGGCGUGGCGGGAAUCAAGGCACCUCUGCUGGAUGUUUCCGCCAAGGCGGAAGAUGUGUGGGGUCCAGCACUGGGAGGCCGUGAGAAGGAGGAGAAUCUUAAGGUCGUGUCUGCGAACAUCGACCAGUUCAAGGACUAUGUCGAGUUGAGCUCGGCGAUUGCCGACAGCAUCAAGCGGAGGGACUACGAGAGUCUUGUGGAGGAGUACAACAAGGCGCGCAAGUUUUCCGACAAUGCCCGGGCUUUGGCAGCGAACCUUUCUACCGAGGCCUCGUCAGACACAAUCUACCAGAUUGUCCUUGCAGCACGCAUGUGGCACGAUGUGGACGAGCAGAUUCAGGCUUUCAAGCGCGACGUCUGGCGGAAGCUCGUUACCCUUCAUGGAGUGUCUAAGUCCGACAAUCUGGGCCAGCAGGAUCAGCACAUGGAGCUAAUUAGCCUACUCCUGGAACUGGGCGUGGACGACAAUCCGAUUUGGGUCUGGCUGCUUAGUCGGUAUGACCAUCUCAAGGGAAAGAUCCAAUCGACGUCUGAUCGUUCCAAAGUCGAGGUCGAGGUAUUGCGACGACGCCUUGCCAAUGCCGACAAGCCCGGCCCGCACACGGUCGCUUCUCAUCUCCGUUCUUUAGGCCGCGCCACUGUUGAGAAUAAGAUUGGAUCUGCCGACUCUGCCGACGUCAUCGAGCUGUGGGAGAAAAUGUUGGCAUUCUUGUCGAGUAUCCUCUCCUCGCAAGGCAUCCUCGGAGAGGUUGUGGACUUUUGGCAGAUCGUACAAGGCUUCCUGGAUGGCAACAUCCAGCGCACGCUUCCCUUGGGGUACAACGGAGAGUCUCAGCACCAUCAUCAAUUCACGGAACAGGGCGCGGACGAUCUACAAAAUGGCACGCUGGAGCUCGUCGAUAUGAUCCGCGAGACAGUGUUUGCCUUCUUCGCAGGUCCACCCCCGGAGGAUAUUUCACUAUUGUUCUCGCCUCUUCCAAUGUCACCAAAGAGCCCGCUAUCCGCCGGUGCCGGAGGCCUUUCGCCCACCGGACCGAGAGAUGCUCGUCUUAAUCUUGACCCUAACAACAUCCCGCCACCGUCACCCAAGCGCGGCGAGACGUGGGAGAAGCUGGCUUUCUGGCCUCCAUGGUCGAACUCGGUCAGCGGUGUUCACUACCUCUCCAAGAUGCUUGCCCUGGUGGGUUCCGGUGCGUCCGACUUGGCAAGCAUCGGCCCGGUUGCCAACGCGCCAGAUGCCAGCGUCCUGGACAGACUCAAGGCACUUGUUAACGUUGCCAGAGAGCGGUGCGUCACUGCUCUUUGCGCCGCAUGGAACAAGGACGCCGAGAACAUCAAAUUCGUCGAGGAUUGGCACCGGUCACCAGAUCUCGGCGACCUGACCCGCAUGCCCUCGAGCUUUUCGGCUUUCGAAGGCGCAUUGCUCGCUGGCAUGCAGAAAAUUCUCUACAUAUCUGAAGCCAUGUCUAAGCCUGGUGCGGGGGAUAUUGUUCUCCCACCGCCUAGCAAACUUUUGCAGAUGGUUAGAAGCCAGUACGUCACGACGCUCUAUAAGGCGUUGAGCGGCAUGGUGGAAAACGCGGAACGAUCUGUCAAGAAGGCUGAUGACGACUGGACAACGGAUGUGGACGGUACUAUUGUCGCCACCGCCGUGCCCGCGCCCAGCGGUGGAAGAGCGACUCUCGAUGCUGGGGAUAGGAACGUCCGCAUGCUCCUUACUCUUAGCAACCUUCAGGCCCUCCGGGCCAAGGUGGUUCCGAGCCUCAACUCGCAGUUUGAGAACGCAUUUUCGGUUAAGCUCAGUGACGAGUCCAAGACAAUCAAGGACGUCCUGGGUCAGAUCGAUGCCAGGCUCUUCCAGUCUUAUACCCGGCCAUCCAUUGAACAGUUGCGGAACAUUGUCCAAGCUGGAGUUACCUCGCCAGAUUGGGUUCCCGAGACUGGCCAGAAGCCGCGUGAAGCGAGACCCUAUGUCUACGAGGCUCUUCUGAGUCUUGUCCUUGUCCACACCCAAGUCUCAACCACCGCCCCUACCCUCACUUCCCAAGUACUCUCCUACCUCCUCGAGCAAACCAGCCGCGAGCUUCUCGAGGCAUUCCGCACACGCCAGAGAUAUACCCUUGAGGCGCUGAUGCAAGCCACCCUCGACGUCGAGUUCGUUGCCCAGACGCUCAGCCAGUACACUACCGACCGCGCAUCACAACUUCAAAGCGAGAUCUACCAGGAGCUCGACGGACGCACCGAUAACGACGCUCGCGCCCGGCUGCAGAGCGAGCUCCCGGAGAUGCGCAGCGUCCUGAAGCGGCUGCGGGAGGCGAGCAAGAAUGAGUUUGCCUGCUUCAGGAAGAUUAAGCGUCCCGGCAUGGGACCUUCGAGGACGGCCACGGGAGAUUCCAUCUCCAGUAUCGGGAAGGGCUAG